Messenger RNA from Alternaria hordeiaustralica, 690 nucleotides. RefSeq lists its product as uncharacterized. The transcript has a single exon. The coding region runs from base 1 to 690 and encodes 229 amino acids. NCBI's taxonomy places the organism in Eukaryota, Fungi, Ascomycota, Dothideomycetes, Pleosporales, Pleosporaceae. The record is from RefSeq and is a predicted model, not a curated record.
AUGCAGGCAUACGACCCCCAGGACAUGUUCUUUGCGAAAUCUCACGUCAAGUCCUGGACAAAAGAAGAGUCGGCGAAAGAAAAUGACAGGCUGGCAGGAGCGUACAUGGCACUGAGACAUGAACACAUCUCCGUCCUUGUCGGUCAAGACAGCAAGGAGAAGAACACGCGCCGCCAAGUAGUCGACUCGCGCCAAUCCCUCGCCAAUGGAGCGCAGAUGCUAUUGUGGAAUUCUGAAGCGGCGUUCGAAGCUUCGAAGGCGAUCGCAGGAAGGAUUUGUCAACCAUCGAUCUGGACUGACCCGCAGACACAGACACAGUACACCGGGAAAGCACCAGGAUCAUUCACACCACAAGAGGCACAGCAUAUCCUCAAUUUGCACAAGGACGACUGUAUCAAAGACUUGAAAGGCGCCACACUGGCGGCUACCGGCGCGAACCUCGAAGAACUCGGCAUCGACGAGACCAUCGUUACGCAGGCGUACGAUCUACCUGGUGAUAGAUCGUGGUUUGAGAAAAUCUGUGACAACUGGAAGGACGCUGCCAGAGAUGUACUGGUGGACAGCAGCAUGGAUCUCAGUAUUAUCGAGGAAACCCCGCCCCGGCGCCAAAUUCGCUUCCUGCCGGCGCGUACGAAAGGCCGUAUUACCCUGCCGACAUCGCUCUUAGCUUCUCGGUCUGCCGACGUAUGA